AUGGCCGAGAUUCGAGCAGAAACCACCGGGUAUACACCUCGCGAGGUGGCUAUCCCUCUCUUGCCCACAGCCCAGGUACUCACCGACCUUCACUGGGAGACCCUUCUGGCUUUGGCCGACGCCGUCAUCCCAUCGAUCCGUGUCGCCGCUGGAAAGGAUCAUGCUUCAUCAACCACCCACUACGCCGUGGCCGAAGCUGAGCUUGCCUCUGCAAUAACCACCGUCUCAGCCACAAUCCCGGUCUCUCAACCAUCGACAGAUGUGGCCCGGGCCUACCUGGACGAGAGUCCCUCGUCGCUCCCCCAGUUCCGUGAGGGCCUCCAACGUCUGCUGGCCGACUACGUUCACAAAGAAGGCCAGGAUGGCAUUCGUUUCAUUCUUGAUGUGCUGAAUACCCGUGCUGGUGCUCUUCUCCUCACCGGCUCCACGACACCGGUGCAGAAUCAGCCCGUGGCCGUGCGUGAACAGAUCUUUGCUGGAUGGGCCUCCUCGCGCUUACCCCCCAUCCGCCUGAUCUACCGAUCGUUAUCCGCCAUGUUCAAGACUACUUGGAUGAUUGCUAGCCCCACCCUCCCAGCUGCGGUGGGAUUCCCUCGGGUCCCCAUGCAGGUCAAGUACGCGCCGGGGUGCUGGGAGUACGAGUUCCUGCAGUUUCCUCCGCCAGCAUCAUCCUCGAACGACGAUUCUGAGCCGCCCGAAACCAUUGAAACCGACAUUGUGAUUAUUGGUAGCGGAUGCGGAGGCGCUGUGGCGGCCAAAAAUCUGGCUGAAGCCGGCCACCGCGUGCUGGUGGUGGAGAAAUCCUACCACUACGCCUCGCACUACUUCCCCAUGGACAACCGCACCGCUCCAGUCAGCCUCUUCGAAGGAGGCGCCUCGAUCCUCACUGACGACGCCUCCGUGGCCAUCUUUGCCGGCUCCACCUGGGGGGGCGGCGGCACCGUGAACUGGUCGGCGGCGCUGCAGACGCAGGCCUUUGUGCGUCACGAAUGGGCGCACGAGCACGGAUUGCCCUUCUUUACCUCCGCCGCCUUUCAGACCUCACUGGAUCGCGUCUGCGAUCGCAUGGGGGUCAGUGCCGCCCACAUCCGCCACAAUCGCCAGAAUCGCGAUCUCCUCGCGGGGGCGCGCAAGCUCGGGUAUGCGGCGGAUGUCGUGCCGCAGAACACCGGGGGCGAAGAAGAGCAUUACUGCGGAUAUUGCACCCUGGGCUGCUCGUCGGCGGGGAAGAAGGGUCCCACAGAGACCUGGCUGGCAGAUGCGGCCAAGGCUGGGGCAGUAUUUGUGGAAGGAUUCAAGGCCGAUAGAAUCACCUUUACGGGGAGUGGGAGAGAGAAGAUGGCCACCGGGGUCGAAGGCACCUGGACCUCGCGGGAGGCAUAUCUGUCUCGGAGUCCCACCCCCCGGAAGGUCGUGAUCCAGGCCAAGAAGGUGAUUGUCUCGUGUGGGACGCUGAAUAGCCCGCUUCUUCUGCUGCGGAGUGGGUUGCAGAAUUGGCAUCUCGGUCGCAAUCUCCACAUCCACCCAGUGCUCUUCGGCGCGGCCGUCUUCGACGAGGAGAUUCGCCCCUGGGAGGGCUCCGCGCUCACUGCCGUUGUGAAAGAAUUCGAGAACCUGGAUGGUCGCGGCCACGGGGCAAAGAUCGAGACGACGGUCACGCUGCCGCCGCUCUUUCUGCCCAUUUUCCCCUGGCGCGGAGGUCUGGAGUAUAAGAAGUUCUGCGCCAAGUUGGGCGCCAUGACCAGCUAUAUCGCCGUGACGCGAGAUCGCGAGUCGGGGCGUGUGUAUCCAGACCCCGUGGACGGUCGCAUUCGCGUGCAGUACACCCCGUCCCCCUUCGACCGCAAGAGUGCGGCAGAGGCCUUGAUCGCCAGUGCGAAGAUGGCCUAUCUCGCCGGGGCGAAGGAGUUCCAUGUCUCGUAUGCAGAUAUGCCUCCCUUCUCUCGAUCUGAGGACGAAGGCAAGACGGACGAGGAGACGGAGGAGGAAGAGGGAAUCAACAAUCCAGCUCUUCAAGACUGGAUCAAGCAGUUCCGACAGAAAUUCCCCCUCGAUGUUGAGAAGGCGGGCUAUGCCAGCGCACAUCAGAUGGGCACUUGUCGCAUGGCGAGUGCUGCAGGACAGGGGGUGGUCGAUCCGGAAUGUCAAGUCUGGGGCACCCAAGGGCUCUACGUGAUGGAUGCCUCGAUCUUCCCCAGUGCCAGCGGCGUAAAUCCGAUGAUCACCAAUAUGGCCAUCGCCGACUGGGCCAGUCGCAACCUGUCGAAGAAGAUGCGGAAGGAGGAGAGGUAA
Molecule: messenger RNA, 2292 nt
Organism: Aspergillus saccharolyticus JOP 1030-1
Lineage: Eukaryota; Fungi; Ascomycota; Eurotiomycetes; Eurotiales; Aspergillaceae
Product: long-chain fatty alcohol dehydrogenase
Exons: 2
Coding region: 1-2292 (763 amino acids)
Molecular function (GO): long-chain-alcohol oxidase activity; flavin adenine dinucleotide binding
Source: RefSeq, a predicted model, not a curated record